UGUUGCACCACCCUUUUACUCGCAUCACCACCACACACAUCCCACUUGGCUUUCCCGCCAUCGUCGCUGCCCACCAGCCACUAGCACCGUGGAGGAGAUGUCAUCAUCUUGCUUCUCAUAGCAUCAGGGGUGCCAAAGGGAUGACUGGGUUUCAUGAGAUGGAACUACAAGUUCGAGAGUAUGAGUUGGAUCAGUUUGGAGUUGUGAAUAAUGCUGUUUACGCUAAUUACUGUGAGAUUGGUUUGUAUCAAAUCUCCUACAUGCUUGAUUUAAUUAAUGAUGGCAUAGUAGUAGCAGUCAAAGAAGCAUCGUAUAAGUACAUCGCGCCUUUAAGGAAGAAAGAGAAGUUCUUGGUGAAAGCGAGGGUGUAUGACUAUUCGGCUACCCGGAUGUAUUUUGAAUUCUUUUUCUUAAAGCUUCCAAAUCAAGAGCCCAUUUUGGAGAGUAAAGUCACCGGAGUUGUACUUGAUAAGAGUUUCCGUCCAGCUCGUAUUCCUCCAGUAGUCUUAUCCAGAAUCAAUCAAUUGUGCUCAAGGGAAACAAAAGAGAUAAUUAGGCAACACUUGUUGUAGAUUCUUGUUUAUGAAUUUCUAUAUAUAAAGUGAAGUGGAACAAUCAAUGGACUCUUAUAUAUAAUAACGAAAUAGGAUUUGCU
This is a messenger RNA of Salvia miltiorrhiza (redroot sage), 655 nucleotides long. Its product is annotated as acyl-acyl carrier protein thioesterase TE3, chloroplastic-like. The transcript has 5 exons. Gene Ontology annotation, cellular component: chloroplast. The record is from RefSeq and is a predicted model, not a curated record. NCBI's taxonomy places the organism in Eukaryota, Viridiplantae, Streptophyta, Magnoliopsida, Lamiales, Lamiaceae. Gene Ontology annotation, molecular function: fatty acyl-[ACP] hydrolase activity. Bases 141 to 572 code for a protein of 143 amino acids.